GGCACGGCGGCGCUGCCGGGGUUGCCGGGGCCGGGACGGCGGGGCGGCCGCUCCCGGCUGCCAUUUCAUCGCGCCGCCGCUCGGUCCCUCCAUUUUCUCUCCGGCUGCCGGCGCUGCCGGCCCCGGCCCCGCCGCCGUCCCGGCCCCGCCGCCCCCGCGCCCGCCGCCCCCCCCCCCUCCAUGUAGCCCCGCGGCAGCCCCCCCCCCCCCCGCCGCCCCGCACACGCCCAGCCGCGGGGCCGCCUCCCGGCAUGAGGAGCUGCAAGAUGGUGCGGGUGGCCAGCGUGCUGGGGCUGGUGAUGCUGAGCAUCGCGCUGCUCAUCCUCUCCCUCAUCAGCUACGUCUCGCUCAAGAAGGACAACAUCUUCGGCGCGCCCCGCGCCGCCGGCCCGGGGGGGCCACGCAUGUACAUGUUCCACGCGGGAUUCAGGUCCCAGUUCGCGCUGAAGUUCCUGGACCCUUCCUUCGUCCCCAUCACGAACUCCCUGACCCAGGAGCUGCAGGAGAAGCCCUCCAAGUGGGCCUUCAACCGGACCGCGUUCGCUCAUCAGAGGCAAGAAAUCCUUCAGCAUGUCGACGUAAUAAAAAAUUUUUCUUUGACCAAGAAUAGCGUUCGGAUUGGACAGCUGAUGCAUUAUGAUUAUUCCAGCCAUAAGUAUGUUUUCUCUAUCAGCAAUAACUUCAGAUCACUGCUUCCCGAUGUGUCGCCGAUCCUGAACAAGCAUUACAACAUUUGCGCCGUGGUUGGAAAUAGUGGGAUCCUGACCGGGAGUCAGUGCGGGCAAGAAAUAGAUAAAUCUGAUUUUGUUUUUCGAUGCAAUUUUGCUCCAACUGAGGCUUUCCAAAAAGAUGUCGGAAGGAAAACCAAUCUUACGACCUUCAACCCCAGCAUCCUGGAAAAGUAUUACAACAAUCUUUUGACCAUUCAGGAUCGCAACAACUUCUUUUUAAGUUUGAAAAAGCUUGAUGGGGCCAUUCUUUGGAUCCCCGCUUUUUUCUUCCACACGUCAGCAACGGUCACGAGAACACUGGUUGACUUCUUUGUUGAGCAUAGAGGGCAACUAAAGGUCCAGUUGGCUUGGCCAGGAAAUAUAAUGCAGCAUGUUAACAGAUACUGGAAGAACAAACACUUGUCACCCAAGCGGCUGAGCACAGGUAUUCUCAUGUAUACCCUUGCUUCUGCCAUAUGUGAAGAGAUCCACUUGUACGGAUUCUGGCCCUUUGGGUUCGACCCCAACACGAGGGAGGACCUCCCGUACCACUACUAUGAUAAGAAGGGAACAAAGUUCACGACCAAGUGGCAGGAGUCCCACCAGCUGCCUGCAGAGUUCCAGCUGCUCUACAGGAUGCACGGUGAAGGACUGGCCAAACUCACCUUGUCGCAUUGUGCCUAAGAACCUAAAUCUUGAAGUGCCAAAUGAUUGUCUAAAAAGUGCCCAAAACCGAAUUAAACAUUCUUCAGAUGUAAUUCUAAAAAAAAAAAAAAAACCACCCUAAAAUAUUUUCCAUAAUAUAAAGAUGCUUUUUAGUCACCCUCAUCAAAGGGUUUAAGCAUAUUUAGCAGUGCAGAAGCAUUUAUCAAAUUCUGUGGAUGCUGUUCAUGCAGCAGCAAAUUUGAAAUAUUUUGCAUUUAUAGAUAUGCCGCUAAGUAUGUUUUAAGAUAUUUUCGUAUUUUAGCAUUCAACUAAAUGCCCUAAAUCUCUUAAUUUUAUUGUUCCUUCCCGAUUAGAACUAGAAAUGCUAAUUUUAAAAGGUUUUGCUUCUUUUGUAUAUGUUGCUAUCAAUAGCUCAGCGUACAUAUAUUGCCGUGGCCAAUCGAGAAAGCCACUCUGAAUUCCAGUUCAUCGUCACUUGCAAGUUCUUCAGCGUGGAUCCUGAUUUCCACCGCUUGCAUAUUUUCAUAUUUACUGAAUUUUACAUUUUUUAAAGAAUAAUGUGAAGAAGGUCACAAUAUGGCUCAUACCUUAGCUAGGCGUUUAUAUCACUCUCAGAAUACUUCAGCGUUUUAAUUCAAUUCGGGCCAGAUCCUGGUCCAAAUUAGACAGGCUGAAACAUGGUCAUUCCCAUCUGUGUGAUACUAUUUGAUUUUAAAGUGAAACCACCACAAUAAAGAGCAUUAGGCUUCUCUGGA
Molecule: messenger RNA, 2131 nt
Organism: Harpia harpyja (harpy eagle)
Lineage: Eukaryota; Metazoa; Chordata; Aves; Accipitriformes; Accipitridae
Gene: ST8SIA3
Product: ST8 alpha-N-acetyl-neuraminide alpha-2,8-sialyltransferase 3
Exons: 4
Coding region: 252-1394 (380 amino acids)
Biological process (GO): N-glycan processing; oligosaccharide metabolic process
Molecular function (GO): alpha-N-acetylneuraminate alpha-2,8-sialyltransferase activity
Source: RefSeq, a predicted model, not a curated record